UAAGAACCUGUAAGCACGUCAUAUUACCUGCUUUCUCUCUAUCUAGAAUUCUAAAAAUAAAAGAGCAAUUGAGAGCCACUUGUAAAUCCGGCAAGUAAUCUCCGGUCAAUCAAAUUGACUUUCCCCUGUUUUUCAUCUCCGAUCAUUCAUCCUUUAAUUCCUCUCCCCCACUUCUUUCUUCAUCAUUUCUCCCAAUUUUCUAUGCAACCUCCAUUCAUAGAAUUCAUUCAUUCCAUUCCAUUCCAUUCAUUACUCAAUCAACCAACCAACCAUGGAAGAAGAAGAAGAACACAAUUCAAUUCUAGAUGUCCAAUUUCCUCCAAUUCUUCCAACAACAACAACAACCAUCCCCAAUCAACAACAAGAUGAAUCUUUGCUCAUACCUCCUCCAUCAGAAACAAACCAACCUCAACAACACAAAAACCAUGAUCAAGAAGAAAAACAAGUUUUCGGUUCUCCUAUCCAUCCCGAUCAUUCCGAUACCAUUAUCGAUACCCUUUUCGAUAACGCAACAAACUUUCCACCAACCGCAGACGCCGCCAAGCCGCAAAUCGAAAACAACAACCUCGCUGUUUCAACCAGCCAACCCGAUGCUAAUAUUGUCGCAUUGGUAAAAGAAUCUGAGGUGGUCGAAGAAACCAAACCCAACUCCCAAACUUUGGUAGAAGAAAACGCCUCAAGUGGUGGCAGUAGUCUCAUCGAAGGACUUCUGCAUUUAAAUCGUUCUCAAGAUAACCAACUUCAAGAGGAGGAGACUGCCAAUCAAACAUCCUUGAAUUCCUCCUAUGUUGCUUCUAAGGAUCCUGAGAAUGUCUAUGUUGUUUCUAAGGAUCCCGAGAAUGUCUAUGUUGUUUCUAAAGAUCCCGAGAAUGUCUAUGUUGUUUCGAAGGAUCCCGAGAAUGCCUUUGUUGUUUCUAAGGAUCCCGAGAAUGCCUUUGUUGUUUCUAAGGAUCCCGAGAAUGUCGAUACAAUCAAGAAUGUCAUCAUCGAUACCGCAGCUCCCAUUGAAUCCGUCAAGGCCGCGGUUUCCAAAUUUGGUGGAAUUGUUGAUUGGAAGGCCCAUAAGGUUCAAACCGUAGAGAGGCGAAAGGUGAUCGAACACGAACUCGACAAAGCACAGGAGGAAAUCCCAAUGUACAAGCUACAAUACAAAGCAGCAGAAGGGGCCAAAACACAGGUUAUGAAAGAAUUAGAGAGCACAAAGAGGCUGAUAGAAGAAUUAAAACUCAACCUGGAGAAAGCGCAAAUGGAGGAGCAACAAGCCAAGCAAGAUUCCGAACUCGCCAAGCUAAGAGUAGUGGAGAUGGAACAAGGGGUAACCGACGAGGCAAGCGUGGCAGCCAAGGCUCAACUAGAGGUGGCUCGAGCCCGUCAUUCAACAGCAGUCUCCGAGCUGAAAAUAGUUAAAGACGAACUCGAACAACUCCAUAAAGAUUUCUCACUUCUAGACGCAGAGAAAGAUUCCGCUGUAAAGAAGGCGGAAGAGGCGGUUUCCACUGCAAAGGAGUUGGAAAAAUCAGUUGAAGAUUUCAUGAUCGAGUUGAUCACCACUAAGGAAUCGUUGGAAUCGGCUCAGGCAGCUCAUAUGGAGGCAGAGGAUCAUAGGAUCGGAACCACUAUGACAACUGAACAAGACACUCUGCAUUGGGAGAAGGAGUUAAAACAGGCUGAGGAGGAGCUCGAGAAAGUAAACCAGAAGAUGAAUUCCGCAAAGGAGCUACAAGCGAAACUCGACACAGCUUCAUCAUUACUUGCAACAUUGAAAUCGGAACUGGUUUCCUACAUGGAAUCAAAACCGGAAGUUACAGAUCCUAAGAACCGAACUCACACCGAGAUACAUGAAGCAAUCGCGUUGGCGAAACGUGAAUUAGGAGAAGUUAAACAAACUAUACUGAAAUCAACAACCGAGGUCAACAUCUUGAAGCUCGCAGCCGAAUCGUUGAACUCAGAGCUCGAAACCGCGAAAUCAUCUCUCGCGGCAGUUAACCAGAGGGAAGGAAUGGCUUCAGUAGCGGUUGCAUCUCUCGAAUCUGAGCUGACAAGGAUUAAAAUGGAGAUCAAUCUAGUACAGAGUAAGGAAAAGGAUGCAAGAGAAAAGAUGGUCGAUCUUCCUAAAACAUUACAAGAAGCAGCCAAAGAAGCAGACGAAGCGAAAUUACUAGCUGAACAAUCUAGAGAAGAGAUGCGUAAAGCUAAGGAUGAAUCCGAUCAAACAAAAGCAUCAGCUGGAACAAUCGAGAGUCGUUUACACGCAACUUUAAAGGAAAUCGACGCAGCCAGGGCUUCAGAGAAGUUAGCAAUGGCAGCGAUCAACGCGUUGAAAGAGAGUGAAUCAGCUCAAAAGGACGGUGAAGGAGAUGAUUUAACGAACAGAGUCACUCUAUCUCUUGAAGAAUACUACGCGUUAAGCAAACGCGCACAUGAGGCUGAGGAGGAAGCGAGUGCUAGAGUUCUAACCGCUCUAUCGGAAAUCGAGAUCGCAAAGGAGUCAGAGCAAACGAUGAUGAUAAAGCUUGAGGAAGCUAGCGCGGAAAUGAAGUCGCAAAAGGAAGCAUUAGAGGUUGCGUUGGUGAAAGCGGAGAAGGCGAAGGAAGGGAAAUUAGGAGUUGAACAGGAAUUGAGAAAAUGGAGAGCAGAACAUGAGAAACGUAGAAAAGGAUUUGAAUCUGGUGAAGAAGGAAGCGGUAAUAAUAAUAAUAAGAACAAAGAAUUAACUCAGAUUGGAAAUUCGAGUACGUUAGAUCAGAAUAUGGAUGGAUAUGAUGAUCAAGAGAGUCAGUAUGAAGAUUCAUCGUCGGAUAUGAAAUCAUCGAAGAAGAAGAAGAAAUCAUUCUUUCCUCGAUUCUUCAUGUUCUUGGCUAGAAAGAAGCCGUCACAGAAGACUUAAUUCAUUUUGAUCCGUUUCUUCUGUGAAAUUAAUUAUCUGUUUUGUUGUUAAGAAUUUAAAGAUAAAAACCAAGUGUAGAUUAAAGGGUUUUUCUUUUUUACUGUAAAG
Impatiens glandulifera is the source of this 2995-nucleotide messenger RNA. Its product is annotated as protein WEAK CHLOROPLAST MOVEMENT UNDER BLUE LIGHT 1. The record is from RefSeq and is a predicted model, not a curated record. The transcript has 2 exons. Bases 272 to 2887 code for a protein of 871 amino acids. NCBI's taxonomy places the organism in Eukaryota, Viridiplantae, Streptophyta, Magnoliopsida, Ericales, Balsaminaceae.